Molecule: messenger RNA, 174 nt
Organism: Durusdinium trenchii
Lineage: Eukaryota; Dinophyceae; Suessiales; Symbiodiniaceae
Source: the annotation of a GenBank genome assembly
GUCAUGUCUCCUCACCGCUGUUGAUCAUUCUGCCGGGCCGCAGUGGCCGCGAGGCGGUGCUACGCCGCAUCCUAGCCACGCUCGACCGGCCGGUGGCCGUGCUGGUACCACGGAGGCUUCAGGAGGCCUCGACCUGGGCCAAGCCUUUGUGCUCGGCAUGGAUCGAGUGUGAGC